CUGGUAUAUAAAGGUGUGUGGUUGCAUAGCAGACAUGCACAUCCCCUGCGAAGUAUGUUUUCGCUGGCCACGGUCUCCUUUUUGGUGCUCCUAAGCACAACUGGGCAUGCAUCUAUGUGCCCAGACAAUAACGGAAUGUCUGAUGAAGUAAGGCAGGCUUUCCUAGACAAACAUAACGCCUAUCGAACACUCGUUGCCAAAGGAGAAGCUCAAAACGGAAUUGGUGGUAAUGCACCGAAGGCAGCUAGGAUGCUGAAAAUGAAGUACGAUUGCGCUAUCGAGGAGAACACAAUGAAUUUCGCCAAGAAGUGCGUAUUCGCGCAUAAUUCAUAUGCUGACAGGAACUAUUGGGGACAGAACCUUUAUAUGUCAUCUGUGCUCAAACAAAAUAAGACAGUAGCAGCAGCCGAGGUGAGAAAAUCCAAAAUUUGCAGCAAUUCGGGAGAGAAGCUUUUUCUUCUGUUUCUAUUCAAGAGUGUCGAUCUUUGGUUCGAUGAACUAAAACAACAUGGCGUUCCUGAUGAUAACGUAAUGACCAUGGCAGUUUUCAACCGAGGCGUUGGUCAUUACACUCAGGUAAUAUGGAGAUCUGUGAAAGGUGAUGAUAGCUGA
Haemonchus placei is the source of this 612-nucleotide messenger RNA. The record is from the annotation of a GenBank genome assembly. NCBI's taxonomy places the organism in Eukaryota, Metazoa, Nematoda, Chromadorea, Rhabditida, Trichostrongylidae.